Messenger RNA from Bacillus rossius redtenbacheri, 3910 nucleotides. RefSeq names its product little elongation complex subunit 2-like. NCBI's taxonomy places the organism in Eukaryota, Metazoa, Arthropoda, Insecta, Phasmatodea, Bacillidae. The transcript has 12 exons. Gene Ontology annotation, biological process: snRNA transcription by RNA polymerase II; positive regulation of transcription by RNA polymerase III; snRNA transcription by RNA polymerase III. Gene Ontology annotation, cellular component: transcription elongation factor complex. The coding region runs from base 83 to 2464 and encodes 793 amino acids. The record is from RefSeq and is a predicted model, not a curated record.
AUGUGUAUGUUCUAUGAUGUUUAUUUGUCCCCCUAAUUUUAUAUUGACGUGAAUAUUUUUAUAAGAAAUUUGAUAUGAAAAUAUGGAAGAAGAGGAUGUUCGUGCUCUGUCAAGUUGGCAUGGGGAGCCUAAUUUUCAAGAAGACUGGUUUCGAAAUAGUGCCAUGGAGCGCAUACUGUCAAACUGUUUUGUGGAAAAUCUCAGAAUCCAAAAUUUGUUUAACACAAAGGCCAGGCCUCGUAAACCUCAAAUAAAUGUUCUACAGCCGGAACCACAGGCAAAAAUUAGUGUGUACGUACCAGGUGGUAAAAUAUCAGUGGAGAGUACUCUCAGAUCUGAAUUGACCUCCAAAGAACAAAAAGAAUAUUUGAGACUCUACCUUGCCUACAAAUGCAAGGGCAAGGGUGCAUUACAGAAACAAGAAGAGAACAUGUUUACCUUUCUGCGUCAAAAAGUGGUAGAAGAAAACGUAAAGUAUGAAGAGUUUGUUCAAGCUUCAGCAUCAAAGAAAGAAGAAGACUAUCAUCUACAGGAAAGCAUUAGGAUUUACACAUCCCAGGCUUGGCAGUUCCGACUCGCAGCUGUUGAUGAGUACCCAGCAUUGUUCAAGGUGAUAGCCACCCUACCCCUCGUGACAACUUUGGAUGGAUCCCUCGUUAGAAUGAAGCUGGAACGCACUGUCCUGGAAUUGGGAGAGGCUCCGAAUAUUUCACCGCCACAGUUCCAGUCCAAACUGUGUUGCGGUGGGCAGUACGAUAAAUUGUGUCGUGACUACCCUAUCCACAAGAGUGUUAUGAAAAUGUGCCCAGUUAGCAAGGAUGCAACUGCUGAAAGGCUUGCUCUCGCUCACAAUGCAGACAUUGUGAUCUCGUCAAGCGCAUUGCUGCACUUGGCAGACAACUACCCAAACUUCGACAAAGUGUGGGACAUUCCGGUUGUAAUCAAAGAACUGGAGCAUGAUGUGGGAUCUGGAAAUAUGAAAAAAAUAAUAUUUAUUGAUAAAGCCCUUCCAUCUACAACUAUGACAGCCGAACAGAGAAAUCUUUGGUUCCAUAAAAUAGCGGUGAAGAAGAUGUUCUGUUGUCAGAAUAAGCCUGAUUCAAAGCACACUGUCAAGAGACCAACAUUUGUUGCUAAAAAGCGCAAUAAAAAGUGUAAAAAAAAUCGACACAAGAAAACAAGCUCAGUGCAGGAAGUUGAAAACGCACCAGGCUCUGAGGUUUUAUCACAGACGGGAAGUAAUGCCUCAGGGAGCGAUGAGCCAGAAGCAAAAGAGAGGUCGGCCAGGGACACCACAGAAGUACCUGCGUCACCAGCGGGGACUAUAGGAGACGCGGGCAUUUCCCAACGAGGUGUGAAGCGCAAGCAGGUCGUUGCAUCCGGGGGUCCAGGGGCCGAGUCGGAUGGCGAUGACGAGAGUGAUGGGUCUAGCUCAGGCUCGGAAGGUAAGCUCAUGAUCGCGUGCGACGAAGCUGGCGGUGGGCGGGCGAGAGUGUCUAAAAAGAGGAGGACGUUGAGUUUCGACGACAGCGAAGAUGAUAUGUUCAUCGAUCAGGGAACUGGCGGAGAGGACAAAAAAGUUUUGGAAAAGUUGUGUGGUGAAGAGAAGGAGGAUGAUUAUGAUGAUGAUGAUUCUCCACCUGACGAGGUGAAAGUGGACAAAAGUGCUUUUCAAGAUGAGCCAAUGGAGCAUCCAAGUGCACAGCAGUCAAAGGAAGAAGAGGAGGACUUGCCGAGCAGUUUACAGGAACCGUCAGUGGAUUCUUGCAUCGCGUACAGCAUGUGGCAGCUUUGCUUGCAGGAGAAUGAAAAGGAAGAUUUGAAAGAAAGGAUCCUAAAGAAAAAAAUCCAAAAUAAACAUUUACGAAUUUUGGUGAGGUGCAAAGUUGAUGGUGUAAAGACUGUAGAAGGGGAGUCACAGAAAAUGUGCAUUGUGCCAAAAAUGGAACACAAGGUUGAGUUUGGCGCAGAGAGGUUGUCUUCGAGCGAAAUAAUCAGAUCUUGGGUGACACUGUUCUUUAGACCAGGAGUGAACCUAGCGCGAGUUCGUAUAGAUGCCAAGACGUCGGAAGUGCUAAUGUUUGAGGAGACUAAUUUGAAGGAACUAAUGGAGUACGCAAGUUUUUCAAAGUUUCCAGUACAAUCUACAGUGUUGGGAACAUUGUACACAGUUCUGACUGCGAUAGACGGCUAUAAGCCAGGAACGUACCUCAUGUCGCACCGUCGUGAUAGUUUCUUCAACUUCCUGCAAGCAGACAUGAAUGGCCGGCAUGAUUUGAAGACUGUUUACCGUGUCAACUGUAACGAAGUGUCUGCAAGCAGGCAGUCCCAGUACCUGCCAGUUGACCCGAGCGUCCUCAUGCCUCGCAACGUCAUCUGUGGGAGAAUUCCCGGCACGUUCACUCCUAAACCGAUUGCAAGGCCGGGCGUGAAAAAGAAAAAGUUUAAGAAAAGGAAAAAAUGAUCUGUACAUGGUUUUUCUUUGACUUCUGUUGUAUGAUAAAUAUUUCUGUGAAUAAGAAGUACCUUUAUGAUAACAGUACCUACUGUAAUCAUUUGAAAGAAAUAGGUAGUUAAUUAAAUACACUAAAACAUUUUUUUUUAUAACAGUAGUAGUGUUUUCUUUGUGACAAAAUAUACGUUUUGCUGUUGCUACCAUAAUUUAAAAGCAUGAAACCCAAAACUACAAUGUAUAAACAACUUUUAGAAAGGCAAUUCAUUGAAACAUAGUUCUUUUGUACUAAACUCUUGAUAAAUGAUGUUAAUUAGGGACUGAAAACCAAUUAAAACAUGUCUGAGUGAAUAAUGAAAAAAGAUCAAGAAAAUUAAUAAAUUGUUGCUCUAUUUCUUUUGUAAAUACAGAAACCUGUUAUAAUGUUUUUUUUCAACUUAUCAUAUUUUUUUAAUUCUCAAAUAUUUCUUCAUGAAGACAAUGUAUUUACUUCCUAUGUAAUGUUUUAUGAAUUAUGCAUUUACUUAUAUUCUCGUAAAAAUUCAACGAAUACAAAAUAAAACAUUCCAAAACUUAUCACAUUUGUGAAGUUUAACAAGUUACACUGUUUAAUUUACACUUAUUGUUCUUUUUUGUUUGCAAUAAUUAAAACAUUGAUAAGUGCUAAUUUGAUAUUUUCAAAUUAUAAUGUCGUCCCCUCAGUCAUUAAUAUGAAAUUAGGCAUUAGUCCCCUGCAUUGUGAAGCUAUCAAAUUUUUCUUACAACCUCUGAGUGUACAGUCUAAUAAUUUGCAAAAGCAUAACUAUUAACCUUGCACAAACAUCAGUCCUAAAGUGAAAUCUCAUUUUGAAAUUCCUGAACAACCCAGUUGUUUUUUGUUUUUUGUACUUAAUGAGUACUUUAUACUGAACUGUCACUGGAUGUAAAACAUCAUGUACAGAUUUGAAAACUUACACUUUAAAGUAAGAAAUCAGUUAGUAAGGUAUUUUGUACUGAUGUUUUACUGUAGUAUAACCAUCAUAUCUCAGUUGGACAAGGGUGUUAAGAUGGUUAAUGUUCUUAAGCUGAUUUAAAAAAUUGUUUUUCAAAUUUUUAAAAAAUUAAAACUUAAUAAAUAUGAAAGGCCAGUGCAUACACAUAACUAUUCUGAAACAUAGACCGAGAGCCCAAGGAGGGAUAUGUUGAAGUGUGACUCCUGCAGUGGAAACUGAAACCAUGUUUGACCUUACAUGUGACGCUAUCUGUUGAGUGGGCCCACAACUACUAGCGGGAAAAAAAACUCUGGUAGGAGGUUCAAAUCCAAAGUGUUAACUUUAUAAUGAUGAUUUAACUAAUUGGUGACUAAUUGCUUGAUAGAAGAGAUUUUAACUAAAAACUAAAUACUGUUUUGUAAUAAAGAAAAAGCAUGUGCCAUAUCACAAUGUAUGUGAGUACCAAAAUAAAGUGAAUUAAUUGUCA